Alosa sapidissima (American shad) is the source of this 1915-nucleotide messenger RNA. RefSeq names its product transmembrane protein 178Ba (gene tmem178ba). Bases 444 to 1334 code for a protein of 296 amino acids. NCBI's taxonomy places the organism in Eukaryota, Metazoa, Chordata, Actinopteri, Clupeiformes, Clupeidae. The transcript is spliced from 4 exons. The record is from RefSeq and is a predicted model, not a curated record. Gene Ontology annotation, cellular component: membrane.
CAUAUUGUAACAAAUUAGGAUGCCCCUAAGAACAGUUUGUCUUUUCUUUCAUUUCGCCCCCAUCAGAAGUCCAUAAUCCAAAGAAGUGAUGAGCCAUGGGACUACGUGUGCCAAGUAGCCUAUAACACAGUAGCGAAAAGUCUUUGAAUUUUGGUACAUCUUCAAGAGAGAACAAGGGCUCGUUGUGGAGUGUGAAUGAGACAAACAUCUUUCCGCUUGUCGGGCACCCGCACAGCCAGCUGCUCGCUCUAUCAUGCGCGCGAACACACGGCCAUUCCUACGCUAAAUAUUGAAGCGAAUUAUAGCCCUUGUCAUCAUCGCAAAGUUGAAUUAAAAUCUUUUUUUUUUAAGCGAGGAGCGAAUCUACAGAGAGAUUCUAUGCAGUGGUUGGAAAAGAAGCUGUACACGGUUUUGAGGUGCUGAUGCGGCCCUGAGAAGAAACGAUGGCGACGGGGAGGUGGCUGCUCUAUACUGGCCUCUGUCUCUCACUGGUCGCCUUGUUUAUGCUGACAGUGGCUGUCAGUUCCAACCAUUGGUACGAAACCGAUGCGAGGAGAUAUAAGGAGCGCUGUCGAACUUUCACAGGUCGCAGGAAUGACCCGGGGUUCAUUUCCAUCCCGAACCCCAGCCUCCCGCUGCGCGCCAGCCGAGGCAGGCUCGACCGCCUUGAAGACAGACCAGCCCUAGUUCGAAACAGGCGCCAGGUAUUUGCUAUGAGCGCGGCGGAUGAAUGCGGUCGGCGUUAUAAUUCCACCAACAUGGGUCUCUGGAGCAAAUGUUACCGACUCGGAUUUGACCAAGACAUCGAGGUCCUCAUUCAGAAAGGAUACAUCCAGCGAUGCUCCUUCAUCAGGUACUACUAUUCUUCCUCCACCUCCUCACGGAAGGACCUGUCCUACAACAUCACCAAGAUUAUACAGCAAGAUGACUGGCAUGCUUUGCACCUGCGGCGUAUGACUGCAGGCUUCAUGGGCAUGGCCCUGUCCAUCAUCCUCUUCGGCUGGACCAUCGGUGUGCUGGGCUGCUGCUGGCACCAGGGCCUCAUGCACUAUGUGGCGGGUCUGCUCUUCCUCAUGGGAGGGACGUUCUGCAUCAUCUCUCUGUGCACCUGUGUCGCUGGCAUCAACUUCGAGCUCUCACGCUACCCCCGCUACCUGUUCAGCCUCCCGGACGACAUCGGACACGGCUACGGCUGGUCCAUGUUCUGUGCCUGGGGAGGCCUGGGCCUGACGCUGAUCGCCGGCUUCUUCUGCACGCUGGCCCCGUCCAUUCAGCCCCCGCCACCCCGCUCACGCUGCCCCAAGCCUCGGCCGGAGAACGGAACGCUCUGCUGAGAGCUCCAAGCCUCGGCCGGAGAACGGAACGCUCUGCUGAGAGGGCGUGCAAGGGGAGAGGAGACAUUUUGUGUCUCGCCGUUGGAGAGAAGCUUGUUUGGACCUUGUGCAGACAGCCAGAUGCAAGCUCUUGAUUAGGAAGAAUGAAGACUGAAUUGGGCUCAGACUUGAUUCAUUUAUCCUUGUGACUGAUGUGCACAAAAAAAACAUCACUGAACAAAACUAUUUCACCUGCUCGGCCCUCGGGGGCGCCCCAGCCCCGUGUGUGAAGGACAAACUGCUCUGCGUAUAACAGGCCGAACUGCAGAUAUGAUCUUUGCACGUACGCAGUGGAAGUGCUGUACUAUAGUGUGUUCUCUUCAGUGUGUUGUACUUCCUGUUUGCCUACAUGUGUGUGACCGAAAACAAAAAAAAGAAAACUGUUGUCUGUCUCAAGUCUGCCAGACGUUCAUGUGUAACUGACAAAAGAUAUGGAGACGGUCAAAUCAGUCACAACCGAGCAUCCUCAUCCAGUCAUUACCACAACACACAUGCAUUCCAUUAGAUAAUAAAAUUUGUUAUAGAAAAAAUACAUAAUUUGU